AUGCAGUUCAAGGCUCUCUUCCUCGCUGCCGUUCUGACGGCUCAGUCUGCCUAUGCCAUGGCCUCGACGCAGCAAGGCCAGAUUCAGCAGAACGAGAAGAACAUGCAGAGCGAGCAAAGCACGCAGAUCCACCAGCUUGAGGAACUCGCGCACACGAUCCACACUCAGCAGAUGGCCCAAGAUGGCAUUCUGCUUGUUGGUGCCCCAACUUUGAAUGCUUCUGUCAUUACCAGCACGCUCAACUCCGUCUCCAACCUCUUCUCCACCACUGGAACCGCAAUUAGCGCCAUCACCGCUACUACACUCGUUCAGCAGCUUCCCAACAUCAUUACCAGCCUUAGUUCUCUGUCUGGAACCUUCGUGACAAAUGUGGGAAGCAUCAUCACCACCCCAGUCAUCGGGGUUUUCAGCCUUGCCGACCAGCGUGCUAUCUUCGCUGCUUUCACUCAGCUUGUCAGUGCCAACACUCAGCUCAUCAACGCUUUUCUUGGCCCCAACGGUAUCGUUUCCAACUCUCUCCUCCGUGGCCCCAUUGCUGUCGUCCUGAACCUGGUUGAGAGAACCGUUGUCAACCUGGCUGGUGCCAUCAUUGCCCGCAUUCCGGCUUUUGCCCAGCAGUCUCAGACCCUGUUGAGCAGCAUUCAUGCCUCUCUGGCCUUGACCCUCAGCGUUUAA
Messenger RNA from Trichoderma asperellum CBS 433.97, 675 nucleotides. RefSeq lists its product as uncharacterized. NCBI's taxonomy places the organism in Eukaryota, Fungi, Ascomycota, Sordariomycetes, Hypocreales, Hypocreaceae. The record is from RefSeq and is a predicted model, not a curated record.